This is a messenger RNA of Ostrea edulis (European flat oyster), 3806 nucleotides long. Its product is annotated as rho GTPase-activating protein gacO-like. The transcript has 4 exons. NCBI's taxonomy places the organism in Eukaryota, Metazoa, Mollusca, Bivalvia, Ostreida, Ostreidae. The coding region runs from base 3271 to 3747 and encodes 158 amino acids. The record is from RefSeq and is a predicted model, not a curated record.
GGUUAUUUUCUGUUUAAAAAAACUUAUUUAAUGUAGAAUAAAUAAAAUUAUUCAUAGACACUGCAUGUUCUACACAUGCACAGUAAUUAAAGACAAAUAGAACAUUAAACUCAGUCAAUAAACAUCAUUGGAUGGAAAUUAUUUGAUAAUUAAAUUGUAUGAUAAUUUGUAAGGACAGGAAGAUUAUUAUGCAAUGUGAAAAAGCUAUGUCCACUUCCUUAUCUAGAAUACAAAAUCCAUUAGUAGUGUUACAGUCCUUCUGGAUUUAUUUUCUGGGUGUCUGUUUUCAGACAGGACUCAUUGUAUCUAGUACUCGGCAUUAACCAUAGCUCUGGAAAGUGCUCAGGAUGACAUAGUCAGUGAUAAAAUUACAGUUAGCCCACAAGCCAAAGAAAAAUUUUCUACAGCAGCACCGACAAUUUUUACCAAAAAUUGGUCUGUAAAAUGUACAUGCAAUUUUUCCAUGAACAAUUUUGUCUUCAUGGCUUGCAUCUUUGGAAACAAAUUUCAUGCAAGCACAGCAAAUUCUUUAAAUUUGUACUUGAACUAAAAGAAUAAGCAGGAAAAUGUGAUAGUGGUAUCUAUUAAUAACAAAUCACCUCGUUCUUCAUGUUGCUGUUCCUGGGGUUCUUCCUCAGUGAUUGUUACUAAGGGUGUUGAAGAAUUUAUUUCUUUGACAUCACCUCCUUCCUCAACUUUGAAUCUUUUAAACUUGCUGUUGUAUCUCUUUGGCCGAACUUGUCCUCUUUUAUUUAUAACAGUUCCUACAAAAGGGAAAAUUACAUUUUUUUUAUUCAAUUUAGAUGAUAUGAUUAAUUGAAGUCUUUGAACUCUUGCUUGUUGCAUAUGAUUAAUAGAUACAUAUAUAAAAUACACAUGCAUAAACAUUCUUGUGUCAAUAAAACCACUACCAAGUCAAGGACAAACAUAAACAAUGUGUACAUUAUUCAUACAAUAAUGUUGUGAUUCACAUGUACUAUGCCAAACUUGUACUCAAGCGGGGUUUGGACACAUAUAUAAUGAAGACUGUCCUAUGGUGCCUCAACUCCUGUGCAUUUAUAAAUGCACAUUUUCAUUCGACAAUGAUUGGGUAACAAUUUCAUGGUUUACACAAUGACGUCGUAAGACAACAAUGUAACACUUUUACGCACUACUCCCUGAAGCAUUUCAAUGUCAACAAUCAUGAGCAGUGGUAACAGUUAACGAAUAGUCAUGCAACUAUUUCUGCAUAGUGCCUUUAUGCUAUAUGGCUGUAUACAUAUCACAGAUAUAGGUAUACAUUUUUUCAUGUUGCAAUAACAUUAUAAUUCUAACCUUCCUUCUUGGCACAUUCAAAAACAGACAUUCUGGAUAUUUGUUCAGCCUAGCCGCUAGUUUCAGGUAAAUGCAUGUAUAUAAGCCUGUCAGAUACUACAACAAGAAAGCAAACAACAUUUGUUGAAAAAAAUUCUUGCCACAUGUGUUUAAAUAGAAUCUUAUAUGACAAAACUAACACGAGAAUGUUUACAUUUGCAAUCCUACCGAAUUUCCUCGGCCAUGUCCACAAGAGCUUGCCUGUAAUCCUACGUACUCUUUUAAAUCGAAGCGUAUAACAGCGGCGAACGUAAGUAAAAAGUUCAUUUGAAACAAAUUCAUAUAUUUUAUAACUCUCUCUACUGAACAAUCCGUAAAAUGUUCAAUUCAAAACUCAAAACCAACGCAUGUUCAGCACGUUUAACAGUCAUCAGAGGUAUUCCGAAUGUCGGACAGCUCGCCCCAUUGACAGUAUAGACCAAACAAUUCGGCCCCAAAAUAUGAUUUUUCAAAUCAUAACAAAAGUAAAAACGCUAUAUUUUAAAAGAAAGAUUUAAAAUGUAAUAUGUUAUCAGUAGCUAUCUUAUAUGUUAUCAUUUUUUUUUUUAACUUUUAUAGUUCUUUUGUCUUAAGUAAUGAUCUGAUAUGUCAAUGGGUCGAAACCACUGGAUACCUUCACGACUUAUCGGGCGUUUUCGUGAUUUCUGUGCGUACGCACCUUUUGCGGGUUUUUUUCGAAAGAGGCGGCAGAGUAUAUACGUAUCAUCAGCAUGGAGAAACGGCGAAUUAAGUUUACUGUAAUCGAAGAUACAGGUAGGUGACUGUGUGAAUGGAUUUUAGAGCAUAAAUAAAUAAUAUUGUGUGUGAUUUCUCCCCCCUCAAUUUCUCUGCUCUUGGAUAUAGCAGAUAGAGUUAGUGUAUGGUUUUGAUGAGUAAGGGCACCCAAAUGGAGUAUAAAUUUUAAAUAUAAAUAGUAAUAAAGUUUAUACAGAAGAUUUUAUAGAACAGUAAAGGGUUAAACGGACACGUGGGGGGGGGGGGGGGUCAGAAUUUUGUUAACAUAAAAGUUUUUUCUUUACAUCAUGUACAUUAACAUUACACUACAAUAAAGUGGGGGGGGGGAACCAAGCUUUCAAUAAACAUUUUCGUGGUAUACAUUUAUAGUAAAAUGGACAAUUGACGUCACAAAUAUCUGUUACUAAAUUUUUAAGGAUUUUGAUGACCAGAAAUGCAGAGGAAAUCCAUUCAUGGGAGUAGAAAAAAAAUGUUUUUGCAUUAAAAUAUAUAAUAAAAAGGUUAUUGACUGCAUGACUAUGAGUUCUUAGCGCGGUUAUGUGGACCGAGCUUGCGAGGUCUGCAUCCACGCAAAGACCACUGGUGGGCAUAUUUCCCGAUAUUCAGUCAAUAACCUAUAAAUAUUAAACUUCUUGUUCUUUUACAACUAAUGAAUAUUACUUUAAAAUGGUUAAAAAUAAAAGGAAAUAGUGAAAAUAACGAGAUGUUUCGCGCCUAAAUCGGCGCAAAACAUCUUAGUGUGAAACAGAAUCGGUGCGAAACAUCCUGGAUUCAUUGUGGGAUACCCUUCAGGUUUAAUGAAAUACUCCUAUCACAUUUGCAAAAUAGUGAUAUGGAAUAUCCAUGAUUGAUUUUUCUUCUUAAUUAUUGUUUAUUAUUGUAGUUCAGUGGACCAUCAUUAAGUUUACCGAUGAUGGUAUCAUAGCUAUUAAAAAACUGAAUGAUCUACGCAGCAAUGAGGGUCAUGAUGAGGAAGAACUAGAGGAGGGUGAUCACUGUUUGGCAAAAUAUGAUGAUAAUGAAUACUAUGAUGCCAAGAUUCUGUUAAUUACAGAUGAUAAAGAAAAAGCACUUAGAGAGAAAAAAAGUCUUCCUUGAGGUUCAAAAAGGUACAAGUACAUGUAGUUGUACAGUAAUCAACAUGUAUUCCGUCGUUAAGAACCUGAGUGUCAUUAUGUUAAUAUGUAUAAAUGUUUAAUAUUCAGAAUUCUACCUGCUGCUGAGAGAAAAGUUGAUCCCACUACCAAAAAUGCUCAGGCAAUAAAGAAGCAUUAUGUUAACUUGAAUAAUUGUUCAAUGUUCAAAAUUUUAUCUGCAGCAAAGGAGAAAAUUGACUCCACUACCAAAAAUAAGAAACAGAAAAAGUCAAAGGAGACUAGGGAACCAGAAGUACAGAAAGAAAACUCUCGCGCAAAAAAGAAGGCAGAAAAGCCUCAAGAGAAAAAGAAAGAAAGGAAGAAAGCAGAAACCAAGACUCAUGAAAAUGAUGAAGCGAAGAAAAAGAAAAAAGAGCUUGCUGAAUUUGAAAAAAGAAAGAGGGAAGCUACGGCUGUGUCUGUUCAGGAGAGGGCAACAAAGCUAUUUGCAUCGUGUUCCAACUUAGAUGUGCAUCUCUCCAGGCAAACUGCAGUGCUGCUCCAGAGCUGGUCUUUAAUCUAGCUGAGGCAGAGCGGGAUUAUUACCCUAAAACACGGCCCCGUAUGAAACUGGCGAAAUAU